AACUUACCCUGACAGACAGACAGCUGAUUGUCUUGUCUUGUCAAAUCCUUGAUCCUAUUCCCACCACAGAGUAUAUAUUUUUUACUUAUUUGUAUUGCUAUGAUAAUACUACAAUUAUCACAAAUUGUGAAAUCUGUUUGAAACUACUGAAUAAACUUCUGUAUAAAGACCUGAAAACAAUGGACGAGUGGUUAACUGAGGGUUUAUCCAAAAUAUUUGAUUUUCAAGUUCCUGAAGACUUGAUUGGAUACAUUCUGUCCAUAGAAAAUGAGAAUGAUUUGGAAGAAUACAUGAAAACUUUGCUGGACUUUGAUAAUCCUCAUCACAAAACUUUCUUUCUGGAGUUGACUAAGAGGAAAUUUCCUGGACGAGUCAGCACAAAACAGCAGAAGAAGAAGAAAGGCAAACAGCCAGAGGCAGUGGAAGUGGCGGCACCUAUUGAAGCUGAGAGCAAAACUAAAAAGAAGACCAAGUUUGUGAACCUGUACUCGCAGGAAGGCAAGAAUGCUCAGGUUAUCUUGCUGAAAGGCCGACACCGCUGUGACUGCCAGGCGGCCAAGCACGAGUUGGUCAACAACUGCCUCAACUGCGGCCGCGUCGUCUGCAAGCAGGAGGGCUCGGGCCCCUGCCUCUUCUGCGGACAUUUGGUGUGCACCCCGCAGCAGCAGAAGGAGCUGAACGGCAAGACGGCGGCCAGCGCCAAGCUGCUGCAGUCGCUGCUGGCGGGCGGCGAGGCGGCGCGGCGGCACCGCGACAAGCUGCUGGAGUACGACCGCACCAGCGAGCGCCGCACGCGGGUCACAGAUGACGAUAGCGACUACUUCAACACCAACAGCGUGUGGCUCAACUCCACGGAGCGGCAGGACCUGCAGCGAUACCAGCAGGACCUGCAUGACAAGAAACAUGCCUCCAGGCUGAGCAAGAAGAUGACCUUCGAUUUUGCUGGUCGUCAAAUAAUAGAAGACACUAGUAUCGAGCACGAAGUGGACCAGGAAGAGAUCCGUCGUAUGACUAGCAGUGGGCAAACAUCCCAUGAUUUCGCCUCCGAGUUCACUGCAGUUGGUGGCUUCAGCGGAGACCACGACAGGGAUGUGGCGCCAGGGGUCAAUGCCCCAUUGUUACAGUUCGCGCCAUCCAUCCAGCCGCGGUCGUACGCGUCCAGCACGCGCGCGGCAGGCCCUGCCCCGCGCGUGCAGGACGUGGAGCUGCAGGAGAUGAGCGACGCGGGCCGCUGUCUGUCCAUGCACCAGCCCUGGGCCUCUCUGCUCGUCGACGGCAUCAAGAUACAUGAAGGGCGCACAUGGUACACAAGUCACCGCGGCCGGCUGUGGAUCGCGUCCACCGCCAAACCGCCCGACCAUGACGUCAUCAGAGCCAUAGAGAAUCAGUACAGGGUGCUGAAUCCAGACAUGCAACUGGAAUUCCCCACAUUCUACCCCACCGGCUGCCUGCUGGGCUGUGUCAACGUCGAUGAUUGUUUGAAUCAGGAGGAGUACCAGAAAAAGUAUCCGGAGGGGGAAAGUGACAGCCCCUACGUGUUCAUAUGCUCGAACCCCAUCAGUUUGAGGCUGCGUUUCCCGAUACAAGGGCAACACAAGAUUUAUACUUUGGACAAAACCAUUCACCAAGCAGCCACCAAAUGUAUCCAGAAAAUGUCUAAGGUCAUAUCUAAUGAAGAGGUCAGCGCGGGGUAAUACUAAUUGAAAGAAUGUAUAAAGUUUAAUAAAUUCGGUUAAAAAUACAAUUGUGUUUUGUUAAGA
Messenger RNA from Plodia interpunctella (Indianmeal moth), 1760 nucleotides. RefSeq lists its product as uncharacterized. Gene Ontology annotation, molecular function: zinc ion binding; transcription coactivator activity. The record is from RefSeq and is a predicted model, not a curated record. Gene Ontology annotation, biological process: positive regulation of DNA-templated transcription. The transcript has 12 exons. Gene Ontology annotation, cellular component: nucleus. The coding region runs from base 180 to 1694 and encodes 504 amino acids. NCBI's taxonomy places the organism in Eukaryota, Metazoa, Arthropoda, Insecta, Lepidoptera, Pyralidae.